This is a messenger RNA of Micromonas commoda, 1566 nucleotides long. RefSeq lists its product as hypothetical. Bases 1 to 1566 code for a protein of 521 amino acids. The transcript has a single exon. The record is from RefSeq and is a predicted model, not a curated record. Gene Ontology annotation, biological process: protein ubiquitination. Gene Ontology annotation, molecular function: ubiquitin-protein transferase activity; protein binding. NCBI's taxonomy places the organism in Eukaryota, Viridiplantae, Chlorophyta, Mamiellophyceae, Mamiellales, Mamiellaceae.
AUGGCCGACGACGACGGCUCGCUCGAAGAGCUGACGUGCCCCAUCACGAACGAGGUCUUCCUCGAUCCGGUGCUGUGCGUCGGAGACGGCAUGACGUACGAACGCGUCGCCGCGGAACGUUGGUUCAAGGCGCACAGCACGUCCCCAAUGACGGGGGAGCAGCUGGACGUGCCCGGGGGCGUGACGCUCGUCGAUAACCACGUCGUUCGUAAGCAGGCCGCCGCGCUGCUCGAACGUCGGCCGGACCUGAAGCCGAUCGGGAUGUGGCACGCGGGUGACGCGGUCGAUGACGGCGCCGCCGCGGAGGAACCCUCGGCUCCACCGCUAUCGUCGUCAUCGUUCGGAGAGCCGGCUGCGUCGUCGUCGUCGCAUCUUUCAUCCUCCGACGCCUUUGCGCCUCCCACGAGUCAGUCCGCCAUCCUCACCGGCUCGCACCGCGGCGGCAUGCGCGCGUUCACGCUCACCAACCGCGCGUACGCCUGCCCCGAGCGCGACGCUCGAUGGGAGAACGUGGGCGUGGCGUCGGGUGCCGCGUUCGUCGCGGCGAGCGCCGACGGCUCGCUGCUCAUGUCCGGGGCGCAAAACUCGUCCGCGGUGUCCAUGUGGCGCCCGGCGAGGCACGUCGGCGAGCCCACGCCCGCGCCCGUCGCCGCCAGGCUCCGCGAUUGGUCCCUAUGCGGCGCGGUGGACCCGCGCGGCGAGUGGUGCGCCGCCGCGGGCCGCGGGAAGAAGCUCGAGCUCUGGCGGGUUUCCAUCCCCGAGGGUCCCGGAGUCUCCGCCGUCUCAAUCACAGCCGCCGACGCGGCGGAGGCGGACGGCGACGCGCCUUGGCACAAGGAUUUCGUGACGUGCAUGACCAACCUGGGGUUUGACGGUGCCAAGCUGGUGUACGGCGGGGACGACUGGAGACUGCGGACGUGGGACAUCGGCGCCAAGCGGGGCGGCGCGGGCGGCGUCGUCGGCGAGUGCAGCGCGGGCGUAACGAGCGUAGUGUCUUCGAAAGACGGGAACGUGAUCGUCGCCGGAACGGACGACGGCGAGACGCACGCGUUCGACACGCGCGCGGGCCCCGACCCGGUGUUCUCCACGUUCAAAAACCUGACGCGUGAUCGGGUGGUGGACACGCCGGACGUCGCUCAGAGGCACGGGCCGGUGACGUGCGUCGCCGUCGCCGAGGAUGGCCGAUCGUGGGCGGCGAGUGGCGCGGGCGAGGGCGUGAAGCUGUACGAGCCCAGGAUGUCCUGGCGGGAGACUGUUUGCGCGGAUGGCGGAGACGCGUCCGUCGGGUUGCGAUGCACGGCGAUGGCGCCGCCGCGGGGCGUGUCGCCGUCGUGCCUGGCGAUCGCGACGGAGGACGGAACCGUCGCCGCGUUCGACGUCGCGAGCGCCGCGUCGGGCCUGACGAUCGAGAGGAAAUUCACGAUUCAGCCGCCGGGGGCGCCGAAGGUGACGUCGCUGUGCGCAUUCGCGCCGACGCCGCUGGCGCCGGCGGUUCGUCGGGGGGCGAAUGCGGGCGGCGGCGGGCAGCCGCGCGCGCGGUCGUGGUUCCGCACCAUCUUUGGCUAG